GAAGUUCGAGUUUACGCGGCAGGACGACAAGGCCCGCGCCGGCGCCACGCGACUUAAACCCCCACGACAGUGGAGAGUGCACGGUGGACAUCAAUGUCGUCCGGAUUCUUGCGGCCUCAAGAAGACUCGACGUCGACUUCAAGAUGUUCUCGCUAGAAAGACAGCACUCAUGGCGCCCAAGAAGAUCAAAGCCCGCCCAUCGGCCGGAGCAAACCCCAAUAUUCCGGGCAUAUCACCAACCGCCCAACUCCCGAGCAUCUCUCCCUUGAGUCUCCUCAUCUGGCUGUACAUCCUGCGGCUCUACAAUGCCCUCAAUAUUGAGACCUUUUUCCAGCCGGAUGAGUACUUCCAAGCCCUAGAGCCAGCGUGGGCGGCUGCGUUUGGCGAGAACAGCGGCGCCUGGAUUACUUGGGAAUGGCGGGAACAUCUCCGCUCUUCUCUGCAUCCCCUCCUGUUCACAGGCGUGUACAAGGUCGCGGGAUCUUACUGCAAUGCCUUGGACCUCCCCGCCGAAGUCCGCUCGAAGAUUCUCCUGGCCGCGCCCAAAGUCCUCCAGGCCGUCUUCGCCGCGUGUACGGAUCUGUUUACGUAUCUCCUCGCCGGUAAGAUGUACGGCCGACAGUCUCCGGAAGCAACGGCAGCGUUGAUGUUGACCAUCCUGAGCCCCUGGCAAUGGUUUUGCUCCGGCCGGACGUUUUCGAAUUGCCUUGAGACGACUUUGACUGUUGCGGCGCUGGUUCUUUGGCCUUGGGAUUGGUUUGUACAUGGCGUUGACUCGAAGAAGCGAGACGACAAUGCUGUGGAAGGAAGUCAAAGACACGACCUGCCGUUUCGCUUGUAUCCCUCACUGGCUCUUGCGGCCCUGGCUUGCAUACUCCGCCCGACGAACCCCAUCAUAUGGAUUGCCCUUACCGGCACGCUUACAUGGAACAGAUUCGUCCAACCAGCCGUCAUUCCGAAACUCCUAGUGAGCGCUGCAAUUACUGGAUCAGUCGUUCUCACAUUCUCCAUCGCAGCCGAUCGAGCAUUUUACGGCGAAUUGGUGCUACCACCUCUGAAAUUCCUACAGUUCAAUGUCGGCCAAGGGCUAGCUGGAUUCUACGGCGUCAACAGAUUGGCAUACUACUUUACCGAAGGAAUCGGCUUACUCCUAAUCUCUGCCCUCCCUUUCGCUCUCCUGGAACUUUACUAUGGCUUACGACUGCGUGAUGACCGCCAACCAGGGACUCCCCGCGUCCGCUCCUUGCGAUCUAUCUUGGCGUACACAGUUCUCAUCGAUAUUCUCGCUCUAAGCCUCAUCUCGCACAAAGAAGUGCGCUUCAUCUACCCCCUCCUCCCCAUCCUGCACGUUCUCGCUGCCAGACCAGCAGCAGCCUUCUUCCACCCAACGGCCAUCCAAGCGCAAAAGUAUCGCGGCAUGCUCUUCACACUUGGCUUCGCUCUCAACCUCAUCGUUGCGCAAUACAGCACGGGUCGACAUCAACGAGGUGUUAUGGACGUGAUGCACUACUUGCGGAAGGAAUACGAAGUGCGCUAUCAACCGCCCGGCCCGAAUCAUGGGAAUAUGACCGUGGGCUUCCUGAUGCCGUGUCACAGCACACCUUGGAUCAGUCAUUUCAUUCACCCCGAAAUCAACGCUUGGGCUUUGACGUGCGAGCCCCCGUUGGGGCUUUCUGGCGAGCAGCGGAGGGAUUAUCUGGAUGAAGCGGACGUAUUCUACGCUGAUCCGGCGAAAUGGAUGCAGACGAACAUGGCUGAUGUCGGACGGAGGGGAGCUGCGGUGGGACGGUCGUCAAAGAGAGCGUGGCCGCAAUAUGUGGCUUUCUUUCAGCAGUUGGAGGCUACUAUGAAAUCGGUGUUGGAAGGCAGCGAGUACAAGGAGUGCUGGCGGGGCUUCAACACGCAUUGGCACGACGAUUGGAGACGGAAAGGGGACGUGGUGGUGUGGUGUAGAGGGAGGCAAUGGUAGAAGCCACUAUCACGCUAGGCGUAGAUUCAGUCAUCACAGCAGAAACGACUCUACCCGCACGAGUACACGAAGAACAUUCUUCCCCAUUCCAGGCGUGUCUGGUACCUGGUGCCUGGCAAGAAAGCAGACGAAAAUGGCGCGCUGCGGAACGGAAAGGGGAAUGCACGUGGGUGUGGUUGGCUGGUAGGUCGAGAGAAGAUUUGGAGGGCGCAGCAAUGGGCUCGCAUUGAGGCUGUGCACAGCC
Molecule: messenger RNA, 2213 nt
Organism: Neohortaea acidophila
Lineage: Eukaryota; Fungi; Ascomycota; Dothideomycetes; Mycosphaerellales; Teratosphaeriaceae
Product: Alg9-like mannosyltransferase family-domain-containing protein
Exons: 2
Coding region: 170-1969 (599 amino acids)
Biological process (GO): GPI anchor biosynthetic process
Cellular component (GO): endoplasmic reticulum membrane
Molecular function (GO): alpha-1,2-mannosyltransferase activity
Source: RefSeq, a predicted model, not a curated record